AUGGUGUCCUGCUCUGACGAUAUCCGUCAUAUGAUGGAAGUGGCCACAGGGCGGUGGGCCGAGGACCUAUUCGACGAAUCUACAACCACAGCUUCAAGACAAGCCCCAACAGCCUCCAUUGGAACUAACAUACGAAUACGUUCUACUCGCCUCUUCAAACGAAAUGAAAGGUACUCCCAUUGCCCUAUAGCUUUAUGGUUGACACUGUUCAAGAGACCUCCUUCCCUGUUUUGUGUGAAGACGGGAUGA
Messenger RNA from Protopolystoma xenopodis, 249 nucleotides. NCBI's taxonomy places the organism in Eukaryota, Metazoa, Platyhelminthes, Monogenea, Polystomatidea, Polystomatidae. The record is from the annotation of a GenBank genome assembly.